Messenger RNA from Symbiodinium necroappetens, 438 nucleotides. NCBI's taxonomy places the organism in Eukaryota, Dinophyceae, Suessiales, Symbiodiniaceae. The record is from the annotation of a GenBank genome assembly.
AUGGAGAAUGCGGAGAGGUGGCCCCCCGAAACCCGUGGCGGUGAUGGAAUCCUUUGUUACGACUCUGAGGCAGGCAAGCCGCAGAAGCUGGCCACAGCCACGGAGAUCAGAAGGGAAAACAACGAGGUUGCCCUCCCAGGUCCUGAGAGGUUCAAGAUAGGCGAGAAAGUGUUCUACAACAGCAAGACACUGCGCCAGCGGGUCGUUGCCAUAGUGAAGGGAAUCACUGCUGACGGUCUGUACGACCUGGACGUGAAGAGUAGGGCGCUUCCGGAAAAUGUCUCACGUUACGUAGAGGAAGCGAUUCCGGCUCCACCAGCUCCACCGGCUCCUUCGGCUUCUGGUGCUGUCGCUCCUCCACCUGCGAAGUACUCCGGCCUGCCACCAACCUUCCCUGGUGACCAAGCAUCGUCCGGCCUGCCACCAGUCGGUGAUCGA